This is a messenger RNA of Mustela erminea (ermine), 404 nucleotides long. RefSeq names its product NEDD8 ubiquitin like modifier (gene NEDD8). The transcript has 4 exons. Bases 120 to 365 code for a protein of 81 amino acids. Lineage: Eukaryota; Metazoa; Chordata; Mammalia; Carnivora; Mustelidae. The record is from RefSeq and is a predicted model, not a curated record. Gene Ontology annotation, molecular function: protein tag activity; ubiquitin protein ligase binding. Gene Ontology annotation, cellular component: nucleus; cytoplasm. Gene Ontology annotation, biological process: regulation of proteolysis; protein neddylation; modification-dependent protein catabolic process.
CCAGGCAGUGACCCGGAAGCAGAAGUGACUCCCGCAAGCAGAUUGCUGGGGAGCGGCAGCGGCGACCGCAGCGGUAGAAGCAGCAAAGUAUCUGUGUGCAGCUCCAAACUGGGAAGAAGAUGCUAAUUAAAGUGAAGACCCUGACCGGAAAGGAGAUUGAAAUUGACAUUGAACCUACAGACAAGGUGGAGCGAAUCAAGGAGCGUGUGGAGGAGAAAGAGGGAAUCCCCCCACAGCAGCAGCGGCUCAUCUACAGUGGAAAACAGAUGAAUGAUGAGAAGACAGCAGCUGAUUACAAGAUCCUAGGUGGUUCAGUCCUCCAUCUGGUGUUGGCUCUGAGAGGAGGAGGUGAUCUUAGGCAGUGAUGGACCCUCCCUCCAUUUUACCUCCUCACCCUGUCUCUC